Macadamia integrifolia is the source of this 774-nucleotide messenger RNA. RefSeq lists its product as uncharacterized. NCBI's taxonomy places the organism in Eukaryota, Viridiplantae, Streptophyta, Magnoliopsida, Proteales, Proteaceae. The record is from RefSeq and is a predicted model, not a curated record. The coding region runs from base 1 to 774 and encodes 257 amino acids. The transcript has a single exon.
AUGCAAUGCUUCGCCAACCAAAAAUGGCAACACGUAGGUGCAGUAGAGGUUUUUGGCCCGGAGAGUGGUAUUUUUAUUUUUGAUUUUCAAUCAGUUGAAGCGUGCCGACAAAUCUUGGAUGAAGGUCCCUGGUCGUUGGGAGCUCGUCCUCUCAUUCUGCAUCCUUGGUCCCCUGAGAUUUCUUUAACAAAGAAGGUGGAAAAGUUUUUGCCACUAUGGAUACGUCUCUACGGCCUUAACCUUCACUUUUGGGGGAACCGUAGCUUGGGGAAGAUAGCUAGUGUUCUGGGCACACCUAUUUGCGUUGAUCGGCGGACUGCUCAGCGAGAGAGGUUGUCUUUUGCUCGUCUAUGCGUACUAAUGAAUGCCGAAGGUGGUCUUCCCUCUACUGUGCAUAUUGUUCUGGAUGAUGGAUCAACUAUUGAACAGCCAGUCGUCUACGACUGGGUUCCGCCGAUAUGUAGUACAUGUAAGACCUUUGGUCACAACGAUCAUCAGUGCAAGGUGGAAGGGUCUGAGAAAAAUGAUGAGAGGGGCGGUCCCCUUAAGGCAAAUGACCAGUGGCAGGAGCCUCAACGUCGUCAAAGUAGAGGGAGACGACCGGCGUCUCGUAAUAACGAGGCUUUUAAUGAUGCAGGGAGGUCAAGUUCAGACACCAAUGGAGGUUCCGAUGCACGUCAGCCAGCACAGGGUGGUAGACGCCGCAGAAUCUCAAACAAGAAAGUUUCCUGGGCUGAUGAGAACACCGCCACAAUUGGUGAUUUACCCAUCUAA